Dermatophagoides farinae (American house dust mite) is the source of this 1870-nucleotide messenger RNA. It is a transcript of the gene APP-BP1, whose product is annotated as Nedd8-activating enzyme E1 regulatory subunit APP-BP1. Gene Ontology annotation, biological process: protein neddylation. Gene Ontology annotation, molecular function: NEDD8 activating enzyme activity. Gene Ontology annotation, cellular component: cytoplasm. The record is from RefSeq and is a predicted model, not a curated record. Lineage: Eukaryota; Metazoa; Arthropoda; Arachnida; Sarcoptiformes; Pyroglyphidae.
UCGAUCAAUAUUUUUUUUUUUGUUUUGUUUUGUUUUCAUGUUUGUUUUGUGUGUCAGAAUUUUUUCGAUUUUUGUAUAAUCAAUCAACAACAUUUAAUUUUAUCUUGAAUAAAUACAAAUUUUUUUCUUCUUUCAAUGACUUCAAUUCAUACGCCAAGUCCAAAGUCUCCGGAAAAUGAAAAAAGUAAACGUUAUGAUCGUCAGAUACGAUUGUGGGGUGAAAAUGGCCAACAAGCAUUGGAAACAUCACGUGUUUGUUUAAUAAAUGCUAAUGUUGUUGGUACUGAAGUGUUAAAGAAUCUUGUGUUGCCCGGUAUUCGUGCAUUUACAAUCAUCGAUGAUCAAACAGUUAGUGAAGAUGAUGCCGAUAGUAAUUUCUUUCUUUCUACUGAAGGAUCGAUUGGACAAUCAAGAGCUAAAGUUGCUGCAACAUUUCUUCUUGAAAUGAAUGAAGAUGUUAAAAAUGGCGAUUAUCUACAUGAAAAUUUCGAAACAUUAUUGGACAAAGAUGUAAAUUAUUUUACCAACUUUAGUUUGAUCAUUGCCUGUGGUAUCCGAGAUGAACGAUCAUUGAAUCGAUUAAGUCAAGAAAUGUGGUCAUUGAACAUACCAUUGUUGGUAGUCAAAUCGAUUGGAUUUUUGGGCUAUAUUCGUCUACAAAUACAAGAACAUUGUGUUCUCGAACCUCAUCCUGAUAAUACACUUGAAGAUCUUCGAUUAACCGAAUUAUUUCCCGAGCUUAGUGCAUAUUUUGAUUCAUUUCCUUCUUUCGAAGAAUUAACACGACAAGAAUUAAGUCGAAUACCUUCAUUAGUUAUAAUUUACAAAAAUCUUCUUAAAUGGCGAAAAGAAUAUCAAAAAAAUUCGAAUGAAAUUCCAAAAAAUUAUCGUGAAAAAUCUUCAUUAAUAGCCAUGAUCAAAGAUGAAAUGUUCACACUACAAGAAAGUAAAGCUUAUCAAUCAUUCACCGAUGAAUCCGGUGGUGCACGAAUGGAAUUAGAAAACUUUGAAGAAGCAUACAAAUUGGUCAAUAAAAUAUUUUAUGAUUCACCAAAAAUAUCGAAAGAUCUACAACAACUUUUGAAUGAAUCAAAACUAUUAGAUAUGACAAUGUUGAAACAAAAAUCAUCAAAUUUUAAUUUCUGGAUCAUGAUGAAAGCUUUGAAUGAAUUUAUCGCUCGUCAUGAUUGUCUUCCAUUGAAAGGUAGUAUACCGGAUAUGAAUUCUGGUUCAGAACAAUAUAUUCGUUUACAGAAAUUAUAUAAAACAAAAGCCAAAGAAGAUGCACAAUGUUUAUCGAAAAUUAUUCAAGAUACAUUCAAAUGUUCCACGAUUCCGGAUUCGGAUAUUCAUUUGUUUUGUAAAAAUGUUCGAUAUUUACGAAUCAUACGAACCAGUCCAAUAUAUCAAGAGAUGCAAAGUAAAACGAUGCGUAAUCUAGUAACAUUUCGUCUACAAAAUGAUGAAGAAGAAUCCGAUUCAGAUGAAUUACGUUUCUACAUACUAAUGCGUCUGAUUGAUCGAUUCUAUUCGAAACAUCGUAGAUUUCCUGGUCAGAAUAGUGAUGAAGUUGAUAUUUCUGAAUUAAAGCGAGAAUUUAAAGAAUUUUGUCUUGAAGCUGGCUGUAAUAUUGUGAUCAAAGAUGAUCUCGUUCAUGAAAUUUGUCGAUAUGGUGGAUGCGAAUUACAUUCAAUCAGUGCAUUUAUUGGUGGUUGCGCUGCACAAGAAGUUAUUAAAAUAAUUACCGGCCAAUAUAUACCUAUCGAUAAUACAUUUGUAUAUAAUGGUCUAUCAAGCACAACAUCUACUUAUCAAUUUUAAUCUCCAAAUGGUGUUCAGCACAUUUGAAUUUUUAUGAUUAAAAAAUUUC